CACGCGCCCCGGAGCGCGCCGAAUAUGACGUAGCUAUAUUGGUGUUUGCGCGUGAGAACGUUUUCCUCUGUGGGUGUAAGAGGCAGAUCCAGUCCGGAAUGCUCGAAUUACACAUAUAAAACACUGAAUGUAUUUUCGAAAAAUAAAACAAAAAAAUAACGUGUAGGUUCGCUUUAGUUUGUCGUGACUUUUAGUGAAAACGUAACCUUAAUCUGAUACAGGCCGCCGGGAGAACAUACCAGCAUUCGGAGUGGUGGUCUCGACGGAGAAUGAAGCACAAUCAUCGGCUUCUGUAACUGCAAAAUUCCGGACGUCUUGAUUACUGCAGUUUGUAUGUAAAAAAACAUUUCGAAACUUCCGAAUUAGAUGUCAAAUUAAAUCGCUUUAUUGCGGCAAUUUCGAAAGCAAUUUACGUGCAUUGGGUUCGUAACUAGCUUGCUAAGUGUUUGCUAGCCCUACGGUGUUGUGAACUGUAGGUGCCUAGUUUUAGGUAGCUAAUAAUAUUACUGACAUACUGGGGUGCGACCUUAUCGCUGAACAAACGCAAUUUGCCGAAUUUCUAGUGCCGUAUCUUUCCCUUUGUAUUAUUCCAUCUAUUUAUUAUCUGAAUAGCUAGCAAGCUAGGUGCGCUUCGCGAAUCAUCGAAGGUUUCGCUGAGUUUUAUUUAAAGACUUGCUUUGGACAUGUACGUUUUUUGAUAUGGGAUUAUAUAGACAUGUAGUUAAAUUUUAUUGACAUGAAAUCGCCGCCGUCAUGAAUGUGGUUGAUUAUUUGUGGCUGUCAAUAUUGUACACAUGCAUGACAUGCAUACCUGUUAUAGUCGUGUCAUACAAAAAUAUAAAUCGGGUGUCUAAGGUUGAAGGACUGUAAAUGGCCUGUUACAUUCGAGAUCAGAGUAUCCUGCUUUAUGGUUUAUGUGUGAGGCUGAAUCACCGUCGACACCUUCACCGCACCGAAGUCUGCGCUUAUCAUGCUUACUGAGGUCAUCGAAGAAAACGAUGCUAACUUGAAUACUAAUCUGUCUCAGUGACAUUCAGAAUGGCCAAGCUGCUGAGAGAAAGAUAAAGCUUUUCAUUUUUGUUGCUAAAGGUAAUACCUGCGUAGUCGCAUAUUGCAUAUUCGCUUGUCUAUAUAUGGCCGCUUAAGACUUGGUUAGUGAAUUUUGUAUUAAAUAUCAACAAUUGUGGUUGAAGGUUCAUAGGUGAUAUUCACAUACCUAAAUAAAUGGGCGGGAUCAGUACUCCUCUUUCAAAGACUUCUCCUACCUGUCUCUCUAUAUUAAAUAAGAAAUACAAUAUUUUAAAAAUAACACACAUUAAGAAUCUUGCAUACUUAGUGAUUGAGUAGUUUGAGCUUCAUAGAUCCAUGAACUGUCAUUUCAUGGCAUUUCUGGUUGAAUGUCAAUUUUUGCUGAAAGUCCGUAGUUGGCCUUAGUAGACCCAAAUGAACGGACAGGACCAGUAUUUUUGCUCCACACAGAUUUCUCUUCCCUGUCUCUCCAUGGCCUUUUGUGGGGCAUUAGCUCAGGCCCCGAGGUCAGGUUCCCUGGGCUCCCUUCCCCACACCAGCAUGGCCCCCAAAGAUAUCAUGACGAACUCCCACGCCAAGUCCAUCCUGAAUGCCAUGAAUGCCCUGCGCAAGAGCAACACCCUCUGUGACAUCACGCUGAGGGUGGAGAACACAGACUUUCCUGCCCAUCGCAUUGUCCUGGCUGCGUGCAGCGACUACUUCUGUGCCAUGUUCACCAGUGAGCUUUCAGAGAAAGGGAAGUCCUUCGUAGAUAUCCAAGGGUUGACAGCUUCUACCAUGGAGAUCCUAUUGGACUUUGUUUAUACAGAGACAGUUCUAGUGACUGUGGAGAACGUGCAGGAGCUGCUUCCAGCUGCCUGCUUACUGCAGCUGAAAGGGGUGAAGCGAGCUUGCUGUGAUUUUUUGGAAAGCCAGCUGGACCCAUCCAACUGCCUGGGCAUCCGCGAUUUUGCGGAGACACACAACUGCCUGGACCUGAUGCAGGCUGCCGAGCUCUUCUCCCAGAAGCACUUUGCAGAGGUAGUUCAACAUGAGGAAUUCAUGCUGCUCAGCCAGGAGGAAGUGGAGAAGCUCAUAAAGUGUGAUGAGAUCCAGGUGGACUCUGAGGAGCCCGUGUUUGAGGCUGUGCUGAACUGGGUGAAGCACAAGCGGAAGGAGAGAGAGCCCUUCCUGCCUGACAUGCUGGAGCAUGUGCGCAUGCCGCUGCUCACACCUCGCUACAUCACAGACGUCAUUGAUGCAGAGCCCCUAAUCCGAUGCAGCCUUCCUUGUCGAGACCUUGUGGAUGAAGCCAAGAAGUUUCAUUUGAGGCCAGAAUUAAGGAGUGAAAUGCAAGGACCUCGGACUCAAGCACGACUAGGAGCAAAAGAGGUUCUUCUGGUGAUUGGAGGAUUCGGCAGCCAGCAGUCACCGAUCGAUGUUGUGGAAAAGUACGACCCCAAGACACAGGAAUGGAGCUUUCUUCCAAAUAUUGCCCGGAAGCGCCGCUACGUGGCCACUGUGUCGCUGAACGACCGGGUGUACGUCAUAGGCGGCUAUGACGGGCGGUCUCGCCUCAGCUCAGUGGAGUGUCUGGACUACACGGCAGACGAGGACGGGGUGUGGUACACGGUCGCCACCAUGAAUGUGCGGCGCGGCCUAGCAGGGGCCACUACCCUGGGAGACAUGAUUUACGUGGCUGGGGGGUUUGACGGCAGCCGUCGGCAUACCAGCAUGGAACGAUACGACCCCAACAUUGACCAAUGGAGCAUGCUGGGAGAUAUGCAGACGGCCAGGGAAGGGGCAGGGCUGGUAGUUGCCAGUGGACUCAUUUACUGCCUCGGGGGCUAUGAUGGACUGAAUAUACUGAACUCAGUAGAGAGGUAUGACCCUCACACGGGACACUGGACAAAUGUAACCCCUAUGGCCACCAAACGCUCAGGGGCCGGCGUGGCCUUGCUCAAUGACCACAUUUACGUCGUGGGAGGCUUUGAUGGCACGGCCCACCUUGCUUCUGUGGAGGUCUACAACAUCCGGACAGACUACUGGACGACUGUGUCAAGCAUGACCACACCGCGCUGCUAUGUGGGGGCUACUGUGCUUCGAGGCCGGCUCUAUGCCAUUGCUGGGUACGAUGGGAACUCCUUGCUCAGCAGCAUUGAAUGCUAUGACCCCGUGAUUGACAGCUGGGAGGUGGUGACAUCCAUGGCAACCCAGCGAUGUGACGCCGGCGUGUGCGUGUUGCGGGAGAAGUGAACAAUUCAGGAAUGCCACAUGCCUCGUGCGCAGAAAGGAUAAACGAACUGAUCGGUCACAGAGCAUUGUUGGAUGGUAGUAGGUCCUGCCAUGAAAUGUUUGUUCUAUGUUGGAGGUCAAUGUGCUCUCUUCCCGAAUCUGCUCCCACUCCAGCCAGCACCUUUGUGGGGCUCCCUGCUUCCCCUGUGCACUGAUGUAAUGCUGUCAUGAGAUUCCCUUUGAAAACAAAGGGGAGGAGAGCUGCGUGUUGAGCUUCAGUUUCAUUCCCUAAGUUGUGGUCCUCUCCGGCACCAGCCCCCACGUGUGGCCUUUGCUGGGUGACUGUCCUUGAUUCUGAAUCAGCUCUGUGUCUUUACUACACUCAUAAAACAUGACAUGGAGGGAAAGAGCCUGCAGUCUUGAAGCUGAAGCCUUACACGUGGUGACAGACUCUAGCACCCGUGCCCUAGGACCGCUGUUCAUGUAGGACUAGAUGUCACUGAUCAUUUUAAUGUUUUUUUUUAAAAAAAAAAAAAUCCUCAUACUUCUAAGUAUGUGACAUCCUCAGCAGUGUCUUUCUGGGUUGUGAGCCAAUCAGUAUUAAUUUUUUUCCAUGUAAUUGUGCUGGGGUAGGAUUUAAAAAUAAAUGACUAAAGCGAAUAAUGCUGUGUUUGCAUUUUGUAAGAUAAAGCUACAUAAGGGCAGAUAGUUUUACUCCAGUUCACUGUAGUUGCAGCAAAGCAGAGUUCAUCCGCAACUAUCAGCUAUAUCUAGGGAGUUAUGGGUAUUGACCAUAUACUUGGUAGCUGAUUCACUAGUUGGAGAGUGAGCUGGCCAUCCGUAUAUAAUGAAGUUCUGACGUGGACAUGUCUAUACACACUUUUCAUAUUAACAUUACCUACAUGAAAUGGUGGUCUGGCCACUCUGUGCCCUUCCCCCCCAAGGAACAGGUAACCUGCCAACAGUUAUGACCCGAAAUCAGGGUGCUGCAUUCUAAGAAAGCACUGAGGUGGGGGCGUUAAGUCAUGUGCCACAACGUGGAUGAUAUAUGUUUACUUAGUGCCCAUAAAAUACUAUUGUACAAAUCUCUUGUUUACUAUUUUGUUAUUGUAAGUGCUAGAUGGAUUAGUAUGUGUUCCUUAUCCUCCAUAGAUCGCAUGAAAUCUGAGAAUGGUUGCAUCCUGUGCAUUUCUGCAUGCAUGCAUUCAACUAAUACUAAAGAGGUUCGGUGUAAUACUGGCCUUAGUUGACCUGUGAAAAUGUAUAAUAGUGUACAACAUACAUACAGUAUAUAGUAUCAGGCAUCUACAUCAAAGCUGAAAGUAUAAGAGGCUUUGUUGCUUACCUUGCAUCUCCAUCGAUAAGCCUGUUGCACCUUUGUAAAUAUGUGAACUAUAUGACAUAAUAUAAGGUACCAAAUUUUGUCCUGGGUCAUUCAAAGAGAGAGCAAAUAUGGGAAAUUUCUUAACGAAUCAAGGAAAAGUGAACAUAUGCAUUAAACAUGUAGGGCUGAAUGUGUAUUUUUCUGCAUUCUUAUUUUUGGACAAUAUUUGUGAUGUUGAAAGACUGCAUUUUUUUCACAAACAUCAUUUAUGGAUCAGUAAUUUAAAGGUGGUCUGUAAAUGUUUUUAACUUGACAAAAUUCCUUAUAGCAAAGGGGGUUUCAUGGGAGUAUUGCAAUAAAGCAAUGUCACCCCUGGAGAACAUGGUCCCUAAACCAAAAUGUCACCCCUGCUGCUCCUGUGCUGCUGUUUUCAGGUCUGCUGUGUACUAAACAAAGAUUUCCUGAAAGUGCAAAAAUAUGUUUUAAGUUUUGUCUAUGCUGUGGUCGCUUAAGAUGCAAGGCUAAGUAAGGUAUUCAUUUGAAAUGUAAAAUUCUUACUAUGAAUAAAUUUCUGCUACUUUCA
This is a messenger RNA of Brienomyrus brachyistius, 5150 nucleotides long. Its product is annotated as kelch-like protein 12. NCBI's taxonomy places the organism in Eukaryota, Metazoa, Chordata, Actinopteri, Osteoglossiformes, Mormyridae. The transcript has 11 exons. Bases 1444 to 3264 code for a protein of 606 amino acids. The record is from RefSeq and is a predicted model, not a curated record. Gene Ontology annotation, molecular function: protein binding.